This is a messenger RNA of Anolis carolinensis (green anole), 2675 nucleotides long. RefSeq names its product transmembrane protein 248 (gene tmem248). The record is from RefSeq and is a predicted model, not a curated record. Lineage: Eukaryota; Metazoa; Chordata; Lepidosauria; Squamata; Anolidae. The transcript has 7 exons. The coding region runs from base 16 to 1377 and encodes 453 amino acids.
CGCGCCCCUGAGGGGAUGGUGUGUUUUGUUUUGAUUUUUUUACCUCAUUUCCGCCGCUGGUGGGAUUCGAACCCGGCCAGCCUGCGGGCGCGUGACGUCAGCCAGCCGCAGCGUUCUUAUUGGGCGCAGGAAGUUUGUCCCCAUGGUGCCGCCGUCGUCGCGGCUGCUACUGCUGCUGCUUCUUCGCGAGAGGGCGGGGCAACAAGGGAGCGCGCUUUUUCCCCAGGAAGAGAGCGAGGCGCGCGGCUUCGGAGUUUGUCCACGCGGAGCCACCGUCGCUGCCGCCAUCGUGGGCGGGGCUCCCGAGGCUCCUCCCCCUUCGCUCAGCGCCAGAAGCGAAGAGGAAGCGGAAGAACAAGGAAGGAAGGCAGGUGGUCUCUCUCCGCCGCGAUGCUGGGCCUGUGGGGGGCCCCGCUGGAGAGCCUGCGGCUGCUGGUGGGGGGCCGCCCGCCGCUGGUGGUCUUCAUGCUGAGCCUGAGCGCCGUGGCCAUUGCCUUCCUCACCCUGGGAUACUUCUUCAAGAUCAAGGAGAUCAAGGCCCCCGAGAGGACCGAGGACUGGAACACCUUCCUGCUGCGCUUCAACGACCUGGACUUCUGUGUGUCGGAGAACGAGACCCUGAAGCACCCGGCCAACGAGAGCGGGGGACCCCCGGAGGGCGGCGGGGGCCCCCUCGGCCUGGGCGUGGCCGUGGGGGGGUCGCGCCCCUCGACCUCGUCCCCGCAGGCCCCGGAGGAGUCCGGCCCGGUCAACACCUCGGUGGGCAUCACCCUGACCCUCGACCCCCUGCGGCCCUUCGGGGGCUUCUCCCGGAACGUCACCCACCUCCACUCCUCCGUCUCCGGACACCAGGUCGGCCUCUCCGGCAGAGAAGCGCACGAGGAGAUCAACAUCACCUUUGCUCUUCCGUCCGCCUGGAACUCGGACGACUGCGUUCUGCACGGGCGCUGCGACCAGGCCGUCUUCUCCGUCUGCAUGACCCUCACGGCGGCCUCGGCCGUCUUCCCCGUCACCGUGCAGCCCCCGCACUGCGCGCCCGAGGGCUACGUCAACGCCUCGUCCUGGUACAAGGUCUUCACCACGGCCCGGGACUCGGAGGCCAAGGAGGCCCAGGACUACAACCCGCUCUGGUGCUACAAGGGCGCCGUCGGGAAGCUCUACCACGCCCUCAACCCCAAGCUCACCCUCGUCCUCCCCGACGACGACCGCUCCCUGCUCAACCUGCACCUGAUGCACACCAGCUACUUCCUCUUCGUGAUGGUCAUCACCAUGUUCUGCUACGCGGUCAUCAAGGGCCGGCCGGUCAAGCUGCGCCAGGGCGGAGGCGGCGGACCCGACUUCUGCCCCCCGGAAAAGACGGCCUUCUCUGACGCCUGACGGGACCGAGGCUGCACUUGCCGGGCAAACCGGACCCGAGCCCGUCCGUUCUGGACCCCUUUUGAUGUGGAGGAGGAGGAGGAGGAGGAGGAGGGGUCUGCCACCAAAGAGCUGCCAAGUGCCUGCCUGUCCGUCUGUCCGGCAGAGGAGGAGGAGGAGGCGCCGCCGGGCACUGCGGACAUGGGUGACUCCUGCCCGGCCCUCGGACACGGACGCCACUCCGCUCCCGGGAAGGGACUCCGGCCAGGACAGAUCUCUCCAUCCAUCCAUCCAACCUUCCUUCCUUCCUUCUUUUUGCCUGUCUUUCUAUCUAUCUACUUAUCAUUCCUUCCCUCCUUUCUUCCUCCUGUCCAUCCAUCCAUCCCUCUCUCUCUGUCUUGCUUAUCCUUCCUUCCUCCUAUCUAUCUAUCUAUCCAUCCUUCCAUUCUGUCCUCCUUCCUUUCUUCUAUCUAUCUGUCUGUCUCUGUCUAUCUAUCUAUCUAUCUAUCUAUCUAUCUAUCUAUCUAUCUAUCUAUCUAUCUACCUACCCACUUAUCCUUCCUCCCUCCUCUCCCUCCCUCUCCUUCCUUCCAUUAUUUCCGCCACCUUUCCUUCCUUUCACCUAUCCAUCCAUCCAUCCUGUCCUCCUUCCCUUUGUCUGUCCAUCCAUCCUCCCUCUGCUUUUCCUCCCUUCCUUCUAUCCUUUCUUCUUUCCUUCCACCCUUCCUUCCUUCCCUCCCUCCCUCUUUCCUCCCUUCCUUCCAUCCUUUCCAUCCAUCCAUCCAUCCAUCCAUCUAUCCAUCCAUCCAUCCUUCCUUCCUUCCUUCCUUCUAUCCAUCCUUCCUUCCUUUUUUCUUUCCUUCCUUCCUUCUAUCCUUCCUUCCUUCUAUCUAUCUAUCUUUCCUUCCUUCCUUCCCUCCUGCUCCUUUCUGGCCAAAGCAAACUGACCCUGUUUGACACUUCCUUUUGACGGACACUCGUCAGGACCGGGGGGGGGGGGGGGGUGUUUGGUGGAGGGGUGUUGUUUGCACUUGACUUGCCAGCGGGGGCUCUGGGCUGCAUCCCUCUCCCUCCCUCCUCCCUUCCCUUUUUCCUUCCUUCCUUCCUUCCUUCUGCCGCGACCUGGAGUGACCCCCGGCCUCUCUCUGACCCUUUGGACUGGGCCUGGACCCAAAACUUGUUUGGAUCAUAUUGAUCUCGCCCGCCCGCCCGUCACUCCUCCUCCGGACUCGGCCCCGCCCUCUCCUUGUCUCUCUCUGACUGACCAACUGACCGCUUGACCAACCCACCUGUGCGGAGAAUAAAUGUCUGUGACCAUC